AUUGUAACCAAGACGAACAGGUUGAGGUUAUGUUAUCAAAUUCUGUUGGCGGGAAAGAUUUUUAUCAUUUUGAGUUUUGACUUGUGUUUUGUCCUUUUUCCAUCGUUGAACGGUUUUAAUUUUUUUUUAUUCCUACUAAUAAAAAUAAUGAAUAAUGAUUGUAUUUUUGUAGAUCGAUGAUAGAUGUAUGUUUUGAUAUAUUUUGAUAGUUAUUUUUUAUCAUGUCGGCAUCUUAAAUUUGUCUUAUUAUUAUUAUUAUUAUUAUUCAAGCAAAAUGGUUCACGAGUCUUUUUUCUUAAUGAGUGUCUCAUUUAAAUAAUUAUAAUUCAUUUUGGAACUUUUACAUGUGAGAUGGAGAAAAAAAACAGCAUUGAUGGCUUGGUAGCAAAAAAACGAAAACUUGACCAAAUGGUUGAUGGUUCAAUCGUAAAAGUAUACUUGAAAAAUUUUAUGACUUUUAAUGAAGCAAAAUAUAAAGCUCACCCCAAGUUGAAUUUAAUAAUUGGUCCAAAUGGGUCUGGAAAAUCUUCAAUUGUUACAGCCCUAAUAUUAGGGUUUGGUGGAUCUCCAAAAGACAUCAAUAGAGGAGAUAAAGUCAGUCAGUUUGUUAAACUUGGAAAAAGCGCAGCCGAAAUAUCUAUAGAGCUUUACAAAAAAAGUAACCAGAAUGUAAACUUCAAAAGAAAAAUUUUUGCUAAUGGUGAUUCAUGCCACUAUUACUUAAACAACAUUAUGAUUACCAAAAAAAAAUAUACUGAAGCAGUAGAAAGUUUCAACAUUAAUGUGCAUAAUUUAUGUCAAUUUUUGCCUCAAGACAGAUUGGAAGAUUUUUCAAAAUUGGACUCUAAGGGACUUUUAUUGAAUGCUUUACAAAGCAUUGAGGAUCAAGAAUUAUUAGAAACAUUAAAUAAAUUAAAAGAUUUGUCUUCUCAAAUGACAAACUAUGAAGGUAAUCAAAAAAGCUUAGAGAACACGAUUAAACAUGAAACCGCUGCUAAUCUAAAACUUGAAACAAUUGUAAAUUCAUUUCAAGAGAAAAAAACUUUGGAAUCAGAACUACUAAUAAUUUUACAAAAAAGAUGUUGGACGUUAUAUACUUUAGCUUAUACCCAAAUUAGAGAUGAAAGAAAAAAGUUACCUUAUGCAAAAGAUGCUAACAAUAAGGCUUUAAUGCUUAUUAAUAAACAGCAAGAACUUAUAAAAAAGAAAAAAUCAAAAGAAUUUGAUUUGAAGAAAGUUGUAUUGCAAAACGCAAAUGUUGUAUGCAAAAUAUUAGAACAAGUCAAUAAAAAAGUCGGAGCUACAGAAAUUUAUGUAGCUGAUAUGAAAGAAUUGAAAAAAACUUGUAAAAAGACCUCAAUGAAAAUCAGUGACUAUAGAGAAAUGGUGGCUUCUAUGAAACAAAAAUUGGAAGAUAUUAAAAAUGAAACACUUAAUUUGGAAGAGUGUAAACGCAAAUUAAUUGAACUUAACAAGAAAAUAACUGAAAUCGAUCACAGUUUAAGUCCUAUAAAAAGCAAUUAUGAAAGUAUUAAAAGUAAGCUAAAAAAUUUAACUGGAAAAAUGUAUGCUAUUGAUCAAGAACUAGAACGUGAAAAAAGAAAAGAAGACAGUAAAAAUGAGUUGAUUCGAAGAAAAUUUCCAGAAAUGUGGAAAGCUAUCACUUGGUUAAGGAACUGUGAUAGCAAUUCCAUUUUUCAUGGAAAAGUAUUUGAACCUUUGUUUACGCAGAUUGAAGUGAUCGAUCAGCACAAUGCAAAAUACAUUGAAAAUAUUGUGAAUUAUCGUGAUAUGAUUGCAUUUGUAUUUGAGUAUGCAGAAGAUUUAACAACAUUUAAUAAAAUUGUUAAACAAGAACGCUGGCAAAAAAUAAAUUCCAUUUCUGCUCCACCGCCAAAUUUUCAUAUCAACGAUAAACCGAAUCAUGAUAUCAAUUAUUUAAAACAAUUUGGUUUUCACAAGUAUGCAUUGGACAUGAUUAAAGCUCCCCCUGUCAUCAGAAGAUAUUUAAUUAAAAACUAUGGGCUGCAUAAUAUACCAAUUGGAAGCAAAGAAGUAAUAAACAACAUGCAGCAUAUACCAAAUAAUAUAGGACUUUUUUUUGCAGGUAAUGAUCAAAUAAGCAUCAGAAGUUCUUCAUACUCUGGAGAGAAAAUCACUAGACAAUCCCAAAUAUCUAACGAUGCACAGUUUUUGAUAUUUUCGGUCAAUACCAAUUUAAUCCAAACGCUAACUCAAAGAAAAGAAGAAGCGAAACAAGAAUGUGAUUAUGUUGAAAAGGAACAAGUUGAAGUUAUAAAUAAGUUAAAAGCGACAGAAGACAGUCGAGAACCUAUUUAUAUAAAGAAAAAAGAUAUCCAAAGGAGUGUAAUAAAGUUUCAAGACAGACAAAAAGCUCUUGAUAAAAUGGCUAAAGAUUUAGAGUGUACGCAAAAUGAACUUAAAAGAGAAGAAGAAAAAUCAACCAAAUUCGAUGCUCAGAAUAUGCUCUUAAUCAACAAAUACUUCAGUGCAAUGAAAGACGUAAACAAUUUGUUAGACAAUUACGCAACAUCGUUAAAAACACUUAUAGCUUCUGCGUUUAUUCUCAACAAUUCUGGAACAGAUAUGAAUGCAGAAUACAGUGUUUUAAAACAACUUCGGCAGCUUUAUUUGUCAAAUCAGAACAAUUUUGAAGAGUACAUAAAGUACUUACAAAAAUUAGAUUCAGAGUUUAAAAAAACAUCUGAAGUUGCAUUGUACUGGAGUCGAGGUGUCUCAAUGUACGAUAAAGAACUAUUUUCUCAAAUGACCGACAAGUUUAGCACUAUUGAGCAAUGCGAUUUAGACGAUUUGGAUGAAUUGAUUGUGGAAAAAAAAGCUAAAUUGAAUUGUCUGAAUAUUGAUCCCAAUGCUCCUCAGUUGAUUAAAGAGUACAGGGAACGUAAGACCAAAAUUAAAGAGUUGGAAAAACGUUUGAAGAAUUUAAAUGCCGACGCACAGUCACAAGAACAGCAAAUAGAGACGUUGAACACGGUAUGGUUCCCAAAGCUACAACAAUUUGUUGGUUUGUUAAAUUCUACUUUUCAACAAUUUCUCGUUACGUUCGGUUGUAACGGUGUGAUCGAAUUGGAUGUUGGUGUUACGAGGUACGAUUUCCAAGCCUACGGACUUUUGAUUAAAGUACAAUUUCGCAACGAUGAGGGUACAUCAUUGAGGCAAUUGGAUGCCAAGAGUCAAAGUGGUGGCGAACGAGCCUUGACGACUGCAUUGUUUUUGUUAUCGCUACAAGAAGUCACCCACUUCCCUUUUAGAAUUGUCGAUGAAAUAAAUCAAGGUAUGGAUAAAGUUUAUGAAAGAAAACUAAUGGAACUUUUCAUGGAUCUGUUUGACGAUAGAAACAAUCAGUACAUAGUUGUCACACCAAAGUUGAUCAAAGAUUUAUCUUUUAAGAAUACCACCGUGGACAUCAUUUUUUGUAUAGGAAAAAAAUAGAUUUUUCUCUUGUACGUUCAUGGCGAGUAGACAUUAAAUUUUUAUUAUAUUCACAUUAUUUUUUUUAAUAAAUGUUUUUUUACUUAUCUCUAUAACUAUUCUUGUUAAGAAUUUGAAUGUUUAGAAAUUAAGUUGUUAUGCGUUUUUUUUUUUUGUUAAUGU
This is a messenger RNA of Adelges cooleyi (spruce gall adelgid), 3636 nucleotides long. It is a transcript of the gene SMC5, whose product is annotated as structural maintenance of chromosomes protein 5. Gene Ontology annotation, biological process: double-strand break repair via homologous recombination. Gene Ontology annotation, molecular function: ATP hydrolysis activity; ATP binding. The coding region runs from base 352 to 3474 and encodes 1040 amino acids. Gene Ontology annotation, cellular component: Smc5-Smc6 complex. The record is from RefSeq and is a predicted model, not a curated record. The transcript is spliced from 20 exons. Lineage: Eukaryota; Metazoa; Arthropoda; Insecta; Hemiptera; Adelgidae.